Molecule: messenger RNA, 1821 nt
Organism: Cetraspora pellucida
Lineage: Eukaryota; Fungi; Glomeromycota; Glomeromycetes; Diversisporales; Gigasporaceae
Source: the annotation of a GenBank genome assembly
AUGGAUAUUAGCCUUUUUCCUAAUCCACGUCCAACUAAUCCUCCUAAUGAUGAAAGACGAAUAAAGGUCAAUAUUAUUAGUGAUGGAAAAACAUCGUCUUAUAUUAUAGAUGAUUUAGACAAAGAUAAAACUUUAAAAGAUACUCGAGAAUGUUUAUCUUCAACUGAAGAAAUCUUAAUGGGUUGGCAGAAUUCCGCCUUUCGUAAUAAAUUAAAAAGAAAAAUUCCUCUUAGUCAGGAGGAUAAAUAUAAAUUAGAAGAUAUCCUAGUUUCAGAAGAUGAUUAUUAUUCCCUUACAAUUGAAAUGAACCAAUUACCAAGCUUCCCAAAAAUUAAACGACAACAUAAUAUAGAGAUAGGUUAUAAGACACUUGCUGAUGGUUCAAUAAUUGCGGCAGAACAACGUGCAUUUGUCAUAAAAAAUUCACAUUUGAUGAGCAUUACUCGUAGUUGUAAUUUCGAUUGUAUUUGUAGAAUGACAGUUAAAAACUUUGAUGCGAUAUGGAUAAAAAGUUUUGAAGACGGGUAUGGUUUUUCGGAUAACGAAUCAGAAUGUGAAAGUGAGAGUUCGGCAUUAAAUGAGUGUACAAUUAAAUACUGUGAAAAGGGUUCAAUUAUGUUGUCAUGCAAAGAUUUAGAGGUAACAGAAGAUUAUAUUAAAGCUAUUGAAGAUGCUUUGGAUGAAGAUUUAAAUGAUACACAAAAAAUAGAGGCUUUGAUUGAAAUAGGGAAAACCUUCGGUUUCUUUUGGGUACAGGAAAUUAAGCUUGGUGGAAAAUUCAUACAAGUUGUUACUCAAAAUGGUGAGAGACGAAAUAAAACAGUUGGCGGUGAUCACGCAAAACAUCAAAACACAUCAGACUGGCUUAAGAGUUUGGAAUCCUGUAAAGAAUGGGAAAUUAUUGGUUAUGGUACUAAAUUGCCACUUUAUUUAUUAUUGCCUGAAGAAUUGCAAUCAAGAAUAAAACGCCUAAAUGGAAUGAAAGUACGCUACUCAGAUGUUUAUAGUAUCAGUAUAAUAAGAUUACCUGUUAUUGAACCAGUUCCUGUACCACCAAGUAUCUCAAAUCUAAAAGAUUGUAAGAUAUUUGCUACAAUUCUUAACAAAGCAGACAGAAAACCAUAUAAAAAUGUCUUCUCAAUUCGUAUUGAUUACUUAAAUGACGAAACUCCAUUCUUUGUAAUUCAUCGCAUUGGCAUAAUCCCUCGUAAUCUUCCACAAAUAGAUCUCAAAAUACAUUGGAUGAUUGUAGGAUACGAGAAUGAUCUUCCAAUAGAACCAUUUUUGAAUAAUUCUUUUAUUAGUAAUCUCUGGACUAAGAGCCAAGAUGAUAGAAAUAUUCCACUCCGAAGACCUAUUUCUCAGAACCAUUGUUGGAUAACCACUGUUACUUUGCACUGCAAUAGAGUUAAUAGAACCAAUGGUUAUCAAUUUGCUCGAUCAGGAGCUCAGAUCAGUUGUCAUCUUUCUCAAUCUAAUGAUGGAAUGACGAUAAAUAAUGAGACCGGAGGAUUAAUUUGCGUUAUUGUUGAUGGCCCAACUAAUUCACAUUGGAGAAAUAGAAAUAGGUUUUUAGGUCAUGAUCGUUGCUUGUUUACUGGUAGAUGGCAUUCAGAUAAUAACGAUAAUUUCCAGUUACCUGAUGAAGAUGAUCAAGAUGAUCUCAUUUUUUCAAGUCUUCUAUGUCCAAAUCAUCCUGGGCAAGGAUGUAAUAAUUUAUUUUUAAAUAUUAAUCCAAAAUAUCCAAUUAUUAAAUCACCAAAUAAUAUGAAUAGCAAUCCUAAUUGUUUGGUCUCUUACAUUAUAUUGAGAAAACCGUAA